Messenger RNA from Scophthalmus maximus (turbot), 2446 nucleotides. RefSeq lists its product as uncharacterized. The transcript is spliced from 2 exons. Bases 366 to 1079 code for a protein of 237 amino acids. NCBI's taxonomy places the organism in Eukaryota, Metazoa, Chordata, Actinopteri, Pleuronectiformes, Scophthalmidae. The record is from RefSeq and is a predicted model, not a curated record.
AGAGAGAGAGAGAGAGAGAGAGAGGGACUCUUGCACAGCUUGUCCAUCUUGUCAUUCCUGUGCCAGCUCCGACGUGCAUGUCGGCCUCUCUGUUAUUUCGUGGCUCCGCGUCUGAACACACGUCUCACUUCUCUGGUUUCCAGCUUCUGCUCCUCGUCUAGCGACUCCCUCAGCCCAGCACCGAGAGGACACAGUAGCCAGCUGUCACUCUGGAGGGAAAGGCCCCAGUCGAGUUGAGCAGGGGGGAUGGAGGAGGUGGGGAGCUCAGGUCCUUGAGCCCCAGCCCUGCCGCUCUGCCUCUGACCCAGCCAGAGGGCAGCGGGUCCUGGCAGAGCGAGAGCCUGCUGGCCGAGUCCUGGUCCACGAUGGGCGACGUGGACGCCGAGGACGCCAAGAGCCUCGACAGCAGCGACGGGGCGGCGCUGGCCGGCGAGGAGAACCACUCCUUCAACUCGGACAUGGUCCACCUGGAGCGGGAGGAGGUCGAGAUGCUCGAGGAGGCGGAGAAGGAGAGGGCGAGGAGAGUGGAGGAAGAGGAGGAGGAGGACGAGGAGAUGCAGACGAGCGUUUUGAGCGUGUUGGGUGGGGAGAGGGAGCUGGUGGAGCUCAGGGAGGAGGAGGAGCAGGACCUCCAGGCUCCAGAAACUGAGGAGCUCCUGGUGUCGACAGAGGAGCCCUACGUGGAGACGAGGCCUACAGAGUUCAGGCAGGUGGUCCCCCCGAUGGCCCUGCCUCCCCUGCCUAUCGUCAGGCUUGAUCCCCCCUCCGCGACGUCCACCCCGGUCCCAUCAGCCACAAGCGGCGAAGCCGAGGAGCUUCAUCCUCUUCAGGGGCUCCACCCUCCGUCCAUCCUUGCGCCGAUGGCGGCGGAGCCUCCGGCAGAGAGUCUCCAGCAGCCCAAAUUGGCACAGAUCCCUCUCUCAGACGAGGAGGAACAUUCAGGCACAGCGUCUCCAGCGGCGCCAGAGAAGACGAAACCACGGCCUCUGAGCUCCACGGAGCUGCUGUGUGGAGGCGCCGCUCUGGUCGCAGUGGUCGGAGUCGUGGCGUACGGUGCCGUGGCCUACUGCAGGAAGUAGAAGACCUCUCCUUCAGCCCUGAGUUAGCCUUUCGCCACAGGUCACACAAAAAAUCUGUCCUCAAUCAAUUAUCCCACUUCACUCUCUGAAUGCUGGAUUUCAACAUCUGACACUCUUUGUAUUGUCGUUUAUUAUUAUUAUUAUUAUUAUUAUUAUUAUUAUUAUUAUUAUUAUUAUUAUUAUUAUUAUUAAAACACAUUCAUUUGAUUUUCUGGAGGGGAUUCGUUCUGUGCUACCUCAGCUCACGUCUGAGCUCAUGGCCUUUGUUUUUUUCUCUAAUCAGUAGAUCUCAGAGGAAAGUUUAGUCUGUAAAAUGUAAAAUCAUGUAAGUUAAACAUUUUUUUAAAUCCUGAAACUUGAGAUGUUUGUUCGACGUUUCUUUGUGUGAUAAUGUCUCUCAUUACGUCACCAGAAAUCAACAGGAAGGAUGGAUUGACAACAACUGAUAUUGACCCAAAAGGAUACCUUCCCUCUCAAAAAAUAUUUGGGCCUGAUAUUUAAGAUUCAUGUAUUUUAAUUGCGCAUAAAAGUACAUUUACAUUUGUAGGUCAAACAUGAAUUUAACAUGUAAGGCUUUAAUACAUUCAUGCAAAAAUUCUAAUAAACCCAAUGUGUUAUGAAUACAAAAUUACUCAAUUUUUAUAUAUAUAUUCAUAAUCAAUAAUUCCAAGUUGUUUAAAAUUCAGAAGUACAGAAGGUUCAUGUAUUCAAUAUUAAUAAAAACCUGUAUAUUUGUUUGAAAGGAGAGAAGGACGUUCACACAUACACAUUGUAAAUCACAAGAGUAUUUUGUAGUGUAAGUUUUGCUUCUUAGUGGGUCGUUGUGGGCUGUACAGUAAAUAUAUAUUUGAUGCUCCGUCCUGCCCCCUGCUGGUCAAUCUGCAUCAUUACAGUUAUUUCACAUUAUGAACCAUGAGACCAAUUUCAACCUCGGGACAGCAGGACGUCCUGAUAACAUUACAGUUGUUCCACCGGAAGGACAGAUUAUAAGGCUGGAUAUUUUCUAGGGCACACGUCUACAAUUUGAUUUCUUUCUUCUUUUUUUUAUUAGGAUCUUUUUUUGGCCUAACUGGGGAAAUUCUUCCUAGAAACCAGAGAUAAAACCUUCAUGACAACCAGAAACACAUGAAUUAAAUUAGUCUUACUUUGGCAGGAAGAAAACGUGUAAGCCUAAGUUUAUCUAUAAAACAAAUAACCUAAUUUAUUAAGUUGUAGAAAUAGGGCCGGCUGGAUUUCCCAGGAAGACAAAAUAAUAAAGAAAAACUCAACUGUGCCUGCUGAAAAGCAUGUUUGUCAUUUGUAUUUUCUAAGCAAAAUGAUAAAGUUUGCUGAGGUUAUAAAACCUAAAUAAAUGUUUAUUGAAAAUA